Diorhabda carinulata is the source of this 3841-nucleotide messenger RNA. RefSeq names its product leucine-rich repeat-containing G-protein coupled receptor 5-like. Gene Ontology annotation, cellular component: extracellular matrix. Bases 658 to 2637 code for a protein of 659 amino acids. Gene Ontology annotation, molecular function: protein binding. The record is from RefSeq and is a predicted model, not a curated record. The transcript is spliced from 6 exons. Lineage: Eukaryota; Metazoa; Arthropoda; Insecta; Coleoptera; Chrysomelidae.
UAUCUAGCAAAUAUGUAUAAUGUAACAUAGAGGAUUUAUUUGGAAAUACGAUCUACCUAGAUGAUCACUUUUUUUUAAAUGAAGUGAACUACAUGAAAUUGAAUUUUUAGAAAAUCGAUAAAGUUCAAAGCUGAGACGUUUCGAUAGAGUGAUUCUUUUCAUGUGGAAAUGGGGAGUCGAAGCUUUACACCAAAAGAGCAGCUGGUUGCGAAUACCUGGACUAUAAUGAUCUCAGCAAAUCCUGAAGAAAGCUGGGUUAACAAAUAGCAGAGAAUAUGAUGGUCUCUCAUAUCACCUUAUUUAUUAUCAUAACCAUUUUCUUGGUUAUUUAAAAGAAAACGUUUAUCGAUAUGGCUUGGAAAGAACAACAAACUUUAAUAAAUUGAGAGAAAAAUACUACUUUGGAGUAGAAUUACAGAAGAUUGGAGACCAUCUCUGUAUUAUUUAGCUGAAAAAGGAAUCGGAGCAAAAAGCUAAAUUUAAGAGAAGACAAUUUUAUUUGGAUGAUUUUAAGAUAAAAAAACGCUUAAUAACUUUUUAUUGCCAUAUAUUCCAGGGGCUAAUAAGAUCGAAGCUUCAUGGGAACAAGAAACAAGCUGUCCUCUGAUUUGUACUUGUCACUUGGAACACCUGACGGAAACUGCAAUUUACCGUUUCAUGCGAACACAUAAAGAAAAUCCAAUAUUUGCAGAUGUAGGAAUUAACGAAAAUAAUGAGAUUCUUAAUGAGGAAACAUUAGACACUGUGGAAAUACUAGAAGAACAUGGCCAUACAAUAAUACGAUCAGCAAUAUGCAUUCUUCAAACAGAAACAGAUCCUGUAGAUCUAUUAGAAACUCUCCCGAAGAACAUAGAAAGCUUAACAAUAAUCCAAGGGUACGAAUCGGGUAACAAAACCAUCAAAAUAAGUUCUAUGAAAAAAUUUACACAGUUGGUAACUAUCGAAUUGAUCGGACCUAAUUUACAAAAUGAACCCCUGAACAGCCAUUUAAUUUGUGAGAUUGAUUCGGCAAUUGGAGACUUGAAAUAUUUGAAUUUAGAAAGAGUCUUGAUAAAAAAUUCUAAAGAACAAUUAAUGCAAGCAUUACAACAGAUAAAUGAGGAGAACAUUACUUUUGAAUAUCCUCAAAAAUUUGAUGAUAAUUCGCAUAUAACAAUCGUCCGAAAAACAAACAAUGAAGAAACGGUAGUCCCUUACGAAGUUUUUAUAAAACAAAGAGAUGUGACAGGCGAUAUGCCCAUCUUUAGGGGUUUUAAGAAGUUAUUGCUACUAAGAAUUAGCAGCUGUAAUUUACAUGAUAUUAAUUGGGAAAUGUUUGAUCGACUCCAAGAAUUACAAUAUUUAAUACUCGAAAAAAAUGGUUUAAAAUUUAUACCACCUUUUGCUUUUCAUGGGACUCCCAAUCUAAAAACACUCUCAUUAGCUCACAACAAUCUUCUAGAUAUACAAAUAACUGAUCUCGCAGGUCUAUUACACUUAGAAUAUAUAGAUUUAAGUUAUAAUAAUUUUACUCAACUUUCCGAAUUAUCAUUUCCACCAUUUCCAAAAUUAAAACUGGCGAAUUUUGCCAAUAACCCGAUAAAUACAAUAUUUUCAAAUACAUUUGAAGUUAUGAACACUACUAACUCUCUAAUAAUUGGCAGUGAGCUUAUGGCUCUUACGUUGGUUACUAAUUCCUUGUUAGGUUUGAAUCAAUUGAAAAAACUUACUUUAAACAAUUUAGAAUUAUUCGUUUUAAAAAGAGAUCUGUUUACUGGAAUGCCACAAUUAGAAGAGCUUCUGCUUACAGGUAACAUUACAAAAAUAGAAUAUGAUGCAUUUUUAGAAAUUAAACAAAUCAAAACUCUUAUACUAAGUAGUUGUCAAAUAAUGAAUAUAUCAAUGGACAGUUUUAUUGGUUUGACUAAUUUGCAACUUUUAGAUUUAUCUAAAAACCAUUUGGAGUAUAUUCCUCCUGGUACUUUUGAUCACUUAGUGAACAUAAAAGAACUAUAUCUAAAUAAAAAUAAAUUUAAACAGCUACCAAAGGAUAUAUUCCUUAAAAUUCACCCGAAAUUGAUAAGACUAAAUGAUAAUCCAUGGCAUUGUUCCUGUGAUAUGAGUGAAUGGAAGCCAAUGAUAAUUAACAAAAUCAAACAAAUAAUUGUCAAACCAUGCGACUACACCAGUGAUAAAGGUAUAUCUUGUGGAAAAGAUAGAUUUGCUUAUAAGUAUAUUUAUGAAAAUAAAAUAGCUCCUAAAUGCUCACAACCAGACGAAUUUGUAAAUUGGAACGUUUUCCACGCCAUGAGAAGAAUAUUAAGAUGUGCAGAUUACAAACCAAAACUAAGAAAACGCUUUAAAAAUUCUACAGUCACAACAGGCAACGUUGUUGAUACAACUAUAAAUGUGUCUACAAACUUAACAAAGUUGGAAAAACUCAAAUAUAAAAUUAAGAAGCAUAAACUAAUAGAUUCCAAAAAACUGAGAAAGCAUCUGAAACAAGCUGAAAAUUUUGAAACUAUUAGUGAUACAAACAACUUUGAAUCUAAUCAAAUAGAUCAAUCCUCCGAAGCGGACACAAACAACAAACAUAUCAGAUAUAAAAAAUUCAACGCAAAGAAUCAAGUUGAUAACGAAAUAAAGAAUGACAUUUAGAAAUAAAAAUAUGAGUAGUACACUAGGAGUAUGUAAAACUUUUGUUUCAUUCGCUAAUUAUUUUUUAUGUUUGCUUUCUCUCUUACAUGUCUUUUGGGCAGAAUUAUUACAUAUGCUGCUGGAUAUCAACAGUUUUUCAAUAUUUGUUUUUGAAUGUGUGAAAGGUAUUGUUAUUUCCAAACUACAUUCUGAAUUUUAACUAUUUUUUUAUUUUUCACAUUUAUAUAUAUAUAUAUAUAUAUAUAUAUAUAUAUAUAUAUAUAUAUAUAUAUAUAUAUAUAUAUAUAUAUAUAUUUAUCUGUAAUUUUGGAUAGUUAGUAGUUUUAACUAUUACUAGUUGCUUUCCAAUUCAUUAACCACUUAAUGCACAAAACAUGGCUCGAUGCUCUCAUGAACUUGGCACACAAGAAUUAAUUUAAAUAAAUUUCGUAAGUUUUGUGUCAAGUUGUCAAAUUUGAAAACGUGUCACAAAUAAUUUGUUUAUUUGUUGCCUUGUCCGAAAUACAAGAUAUUUGAUUAAUUGAUGAUAAAAUACGAAAACUUUAGAAGCACUCCCUUAAAACUAUACUUUUGACUAUUUGUACCUUGUUAGGCCCUUUUUGGUAUUCUUCAGUAAGAAAUAAUGUAUAUCCCCAAAUUUGUCUCUGAAUCCAAUAAUACAGAAAAAAUUUGUUUUUACUUACUUAAAUCGAUAUGAAUUUUAAAUAAAUACCCGCAUAACAUCAAUUCAACAGUUUGUGUUUAAAGUACAAUUUUGAAGCACAUUGAGCACAAAGAUUUAUCUGGUGUUUGAGGAUCAAGGGUAAAACGCAACUGUGUUCGACGCACAGAUCUUGAAAAGAACAUGGGUUUGAAGCAUUGCACACCCUUAUGCUCGAUUGGGUGCUCAAAUUGUGUAAUUGGAAAGCAACUUAUAACUUCUGCAUUUACAUCCAGCUUACUCAUACUUUAAAAAGAGUUUUGUUGAACUAUUCAAUGAAAAAUUUGCUACUUUCAGCACAUUGAAAUUUAUUUUGUAUAAUUGUAAACCAGCAAAAAAUAAUUAAAUAUAUAUAUAUAUAUACAUAUAUAUAUAAAUUAAUAUAAAUUUUUUUGAAUGUUACAAUUGAUAGAAAAUAGAUAUUUUGUAUUAUGAUUCUAUUUAUUAAAAUAAAAAUAUUGUAUGUGAUUUUUAUCAAGGCCUGUCUAAUAAACAUUUUAAAUU